GUUGGAGAGUGUGGUGGUCGUCGAGCCAGGAGUCAGUCCUUAGUCUUCAGUCAGUGUUAUGAGGUGAGAGUGAGAGCAAGUGCAAGUUAGUGUUGUGUUAUCAGUGGCGCUGGAGUGAUAAGGACGAUAGGUCAUGAUAGACCUCAAACCGUGGAUCUUGCUGGGUGUCGUGUUACUGGGCUCGAUAGACUCCGUGCGAGUGCAGAGAGGAACCUCAGAGCUCAAUGAUGCCUUCAAGGGGCGUGACGUAAACAAAACCAUCGCCAAGGUGGAGGCGAUCCUGGCCAGGAACCCAGCUCUACCUCGCCUCACCCGGGGAGAGAUACUGGCACUGUUCGAGAACAUCACUAAGGCAGACGCAGCGAAAAACAAGAAAAAUGAACCACUCAAGUCGUCAGAGGCAGUCAAGAAACCGGAACAAGAAUCCCUUAUGGUUGUCCUUCCUUUCAAUGCAAACUCCGAACAAAACACAGGGUUGGAAGAUCUUUACACGAGACAACCGGUGACGAGGAUAGUCGGAUACAGUACGACAACACCAGCGUCUACUACCACAAGUAGUACUGAGAGGCCGAAGAGGAAGAAGAAGAGGAAGAACGGCAACAGAAGAAAACCUAUGAAUCAGGAGAUAAGGCCUGUGUAUAUCGAUGAAAGUAGAACGACCACAAGUUCACCUAUCGUCGCGGAUCAGUGGAAUCCUAUUGAUUCGGAACGUCCGUCAGUGAAAAAGCAAAAUGUCAAUAGUGGCAUUGAAGUUCCUAACUAUAUGCAGGACACAUUGGAUACGUUCCAAAACUCUAAUAACCAAGUGUUUGUCACGUUACCAACACAGAAGCCACGGUCUACAACCACUACAACAAGUCCUCCUCCGAGUUCAUCUCCGCCUCCAAAUAUAUCUAUAGCUGCUCAAUCCCUCACUCCUGAAUUAAAAAACUUGCUGGUCUCAUUAGGAUUGUUGAAUCCUGAUGGAUCUCAGGUUUCCACAUCAUUUUCAACAACGACAACUACAACGCAUUCUCCUCAACCUUUAAUACAAUACAUUUCAAUCAAUCCUACUGUUGAUCCUGCAUCCUAUGUGGUAUUUAAACCUCUUCCAAUAUCCAAUUUCAGAGGAAACAACCGAGGGAACAACGAAGAGAAGCUGUCUGAAGACAUGAGACAUUUCCUGGCUUCAUUUGGUCUGACGGGCGACACAGAAGGAUUCCGUUCUCAAAAGUCAUUUGAUGAAGAUAACCGUCUGCGCAAAUCAAUAACAUCAUCUACUUCAACUUCUACUUCUACAACAACAUCGACUUCAACUACUACGACUACAGAUAAACCGGAGUAUUCUGAAAAUAACGCACCUGAUGAUUCAUCGUUACCUGAUAUCAACACAGCGAUUUUAACAGACGACAUGAAAGAUGUGCUUGAAGAUAUCGGUCUUAUGAAAAAGUCCGGAAGGAAGUAUAAAGGUGUAAUUUUCAACCCAGCAAUGAGAACUGCUGUCCUAAAUCAAUCCGAGGAAAAAGAAAAAGUCGACAAGCUUUUGCUAACUAUAAAGGAACUCUCGGCUGCUGAGAAAAAUAAAAGCCUAAGUGCCGAACAAGUGGCGGAACAGAUACAAAACCUUACAUCGAGUCUCGUCGAGGAAACUAAGGAAAACUCAUCUGAGCAAGAAUUAGUUGAGGGAGAAGAGUCAGAAAUGAGCUACGAAGGAUAUGAGCCCGCUGAAGAAGAACUUCUUAAGCUACAAAAUGGAUUUGUCGAUGACGAUUUGAAAGACGAUUUUCCUAUAGAAACUUCUGAAACGGAAACCAACGGAAAUAAUAGUAACAACGAACUACCCCUUGAUACUGCUUUUAAUGCAAACAAUAAAAGGCCAUCUCUAAAGGACUCUCCGAAUCCUCCUGAUCCUUUGUCUGUCGAGGAGCUUCACCAUUUUGUUGAAAGUAAUAAAAAUGAAGUAAAACGUCAACAGCCCAAUAACGUGACGGAUAUUUUGGAUCAACCUGCGACAAGCACAAAUGAACCAAGUUCAAGUACAGAAUCGUCUUCAGAUGAUUCAAAGUCAAAUUCUUCAUUCUUUGAUACGCCCUCUUCAGACUCGUCUUCUUCUGAUUCUUCCAGUUCUUCAGACUCAUCCUCAUCAGCUGCUGGUGAUUCUUCAAGUGAUUCCGAAGAUUCCACUCCCUCUCAAGAUGAUCUUAUUGACUCAUUUGGUGGAGAUAAUCCUCCGGAGAACAGACCAAACGGUCUCUACUUCUUGGUGGACUGGAACACUUUCUUAAGGGUUGGCACGGACAAUAAAACUGUUGACUUGAACUUCUCGCCAAAGGUUGGAGAUCCCAAGAACUUCCUCCCUGUUACUGUACCUUGAAAAUACCUGUAAAACGUAAUUUAUUAAGAUUAUUUAUUCAUAAGAUAAAAUAUUGUACAUACAACUAUGUAUAAAUAGUAGUGAUAGACACCUUCUUUGCUCACUUAGUUAGUUUUGUAUAGUCUGUGUGCAAUGUUUGCCGCUCAAAAUGUACAUUUUAGUAUUAUUAUGCCACGUAUUUAAAUUUUUAUUUCUAAAGACAUUUAAAGUUGUUAGUCACAGAAACCGAAAUGGUGAAUAACUUUACUUACUUUCUUUUUAAGAUCAACUAUUCUCAUUACUGUACAAAGUUCACUGUGCUUGCAAUUAAGAAAAAACUUAUAAGGAAAACAUUUUCAGCAAAGUAUUUUUUACUGACAAAAUGCAGUAAAUUACGAUGACACCUGUUUUAUUAUUGAAUAUUUAACUAACUAUUAUUUACCUACAAUGACACUCGAAUACAGUUUUUAGAUGGUUUUUAAAAUCGCAUGAUAUAUAAGAACAUGACAAAGAUAGUUAGAGCGUAUCCGUAAGUAUAAUGUAAAAAUUGUAAAUAAACAUUUUAUUACUAUUUGAAA
This is a messenger RNA of Macrosteles quadrilineatus (aster leafhopper), 2910 nucleotides long. RefSeq lists its product as uncharacterized. Lineage: Eukaryota; Metazoa; Arthropoda; Insecta; Hemiptera; Cicadellidae. Bases 134 to 2353 code for a protein of 739 amino acids. The record is from RefSeq and is a predicted model, not a curated record. The transcript is spliced from 2 exons.